Messenger RNA from Fusarium oxysporum Fo47, 514 nucleotides. RefSeq lists its product as uncharacterized. The transcript has a single exon. NCBI's taxonomy places the organism in Eukaryota, Fungi, Ascomycota, Sordariomycetes, Hypocreales, Nectriaceae. Bases 32 to 298 code for a protein of 88 amino acids. The record is from RefSeq and is a predicted model, not a curated record.
UCUCGCUCUAGUAAAUUGCAUUGUCGCCAACAUGCAGCAAGUUAGAAACUCCACCCUCUCAAGGGCUCUUUUCAACGUCUGGAUAAGCAUUUGGACUCUCAUUGUACUUUCGAUAUUCGCUCUCGCAUGCCUUGUUCAAGCAGGCACCAUCAACAUGCCAGAUUGGACCAAAGAUCUUCGUAAAUUCGACGAUGAAGAAUGGGCUCAAUAUUCAGCCAUAUUGAUCAUAUCAAUCUGCGUUCUCUUCGUCUUAACAAUGGUCACUGGGAUAGCUGCCCUUCGAGCCGAUGGAUAUUAAACCUACUCGAACGGAAGUGCGAAUCCUUGGCUGUAAAAUACACUCCCCAUGAAGGCUAAGAAGAAGGUUGUCUCGACAAAUAAGGAGGUCCAUCAACUUCGACAGCAACUAGCUCGACAAGAGUCACAUUGCAAAGCCCUACCUUCUAAGACUCAUUCCUGUUCCCUGAGUCGCCCGAGACGCACAUCGUCGUCAGAGAAUGCUGUGCCGCGCCGA